UAUAAUUUUUUGAUUAGUUUAAAUAUUAUUAGUGCUAAGUUUAUACAGAUAGUACAUAAUCUAAUUCAACUUAACAUUUAUUAAAAUAAGUAUAAAAACAAAGUAAUGUUUAUAAUUAACCUGUUACCUUGGUUAGUUUUAAUAUUGGUAAUAAUAUUGAUUGAAUCAAACAAUCAGGUAAAAUGUAACUAUACUAAUAUCAACAUUACUGGCAAUAACACCAACAAUGGCGGCAAUAACUCCAUUAUCAGCGGCAUUAACAUAAACAAUAGCGGCAAUAACUCAAACAGCAACAAAAUUAAGCUACCUGAUUUACCUCCAAUAUCUCUAAUGACAUCUAAGAUGACUGGUCGCUGGUAUGCAAUUUAUUCAACAAAUAGAAAAAUAUCUAAAUAUUUGGACAUUGAAAACGUAUUCGGCAGUAAUCCAUCCGAAUUAAAACUGACAUUAGGUAAUUAUAAAGACUUACCAAAUAUUGGAUAUACAAUAUUAGAUGAUCUGAAUGGUAUGUAUGUUACCUAUACUGAUGGUGGCCGAAUCUACUAUAAUAUAUUGGACUAUGAUUUUGAACGCUAUCUUGUAAUGAGAUCUGAGAUGAGAAAAAAUGCUCAUCUAAACGUCUUCAGUCGAUUCAAUGACAAAUCAUCAGAAAAUGUUAGACUAUUGAACAAUAUUUACAGAAAACUCGAUCGAUUGGGUCUUAAAUUUAAUUUAAAACAAAUAAAUCAACAAAAACCAAGUAAUCGACGAUUUGGCUAAUGGUUAUCCCAUCAAUAAAUAACUACCGA
Molecule: messenger RNA, 788 nt
Organism: Oppia nitens
Lineage: Eukaryota; Metazoa; Arthropoda; Arachnida; Sarcoptiformes; Oppiidae
Exons: 4
Coding region: 106-759 (217 amino acids)
Source: RefSeq, a predicted model, not a curated record